Centruroides sculpturatus (bark scorpion) is the source of this 3405-nucleotide messenger RNA. Its product is annotated as putative methyltransferase DDB_G0268948. NCBI's taxonomy places the organism in Eukaryota, Metazoa, Arthropoda, Arachnida, Scorpiones, Buthidae. The transcript has 6 exons. Gene Ontology annotation, molecular function: S-adenosylmethionine-dependent methyltransferase activity. The coding region runs from base 75 to 896 and encodes 273 amino acids. The record is from RefSeq and is a predicted model, not a curated record.
CGGAUCACGUGGUUGACAUGCUACUUGAAUUUUCGUAAGAGAAGAAGUGUUACUACACGUUUUCGUCAUUAGCUAUGGCUGCUGGAAAGUUUGAAGAAAAAGAACAUGCUUCUUUUUACGCAAAAUACCGACCAAAUCCGCCUCAAGUUAUUACCGAUAAAGUAAUAGAAUACUUAGGAGAAAAGAUUACAUCACCUUACAGACACAUCUUGGACGUUGGAUGCGGAAACGGACAAAGUACACUUAUUUGGAGACCGUAUUUUCAAAGAAUUACCGGAUGUGAUAUCAGCGCUGCCCAAAUAGAAGAGGCCAACAACAGUAACACGUUUGACAACGUAAAUUUUAUUGUGUGCCCUUCAGAAGAUAUACCACUGGCCGAUAAUUCUGUAGACUUGUUAUCCGUAGUUACAGCUUUUCAUUGGUUUGACAUUGAAAAAUUUUUAAAAGAAGCCAAAAGAUUAUUGAUGAAUAAUGGAGUUUUAGCCGUUCAGUCUUACCACAGAAUAUUCAAAGUGAUAUUCGAUACAGAUGAGAAAACGGAAUUAGCAAACGAUUUAAUGAAAAAGUUAUUUUUUGACAAUUUACGAGACUAUUGGUCUCCAAAGUUAGAACAUUUAGAUAAUGAAUAUAGCUUGGUGAAUUUUCCAUUCGGUGAUAUUAUUAAACAUUCCGGAAUAAAAAAUAGAAGUAAAGUUGCUGUGGUUACACUUAUUGGAUUCAUUAACAGUUAUUCUCCUUACCGAGCUUUCAAAAAUGAUUAUCCUGAGAAAGCAGAAUGUUUAAUGAAAGAAUUAAAAGAAAAGCUUUGUGAACUGAAUGAAGGAGAAAGUAAACCGAUUAUAGUGGAACAAGACCAUUUUUUGAUUCUGUGCAGAAAUGAUAAAGAUAAUUCUUAAUUAUAUUUCGUGUACUUGUUCACAAUAAUGUAAUAAGAUAUACAAGAUACAAAACAUAUCUCCUCGUUUAUAGUUAUUAAUUAUAAAAUAAACUUAUCGGAGGCAAGCGUAAUUUAAAGUAGAAUGUAUAAAAGUGUAGCGGUCAAAAUUUUUGUUGCCGCAUCACAUAUUUUAACCAAAAUUCAUAUUUUGAAUCGUCUGUUCGGCAGAAGGUUUAUAGGUACAGUACACAUCAUCUCAAAAUAUACAGUACAGUACAUUAAUUGUAACAGAUUUCUGUUUGUUUCUCUCUUCACUAGAUGGCGACACACGAAUUAGUACUGUACUUCCUUUCAAGGGAUUAUUUAUAAGAAAGGUGUAUUAUUGAAGUUUACUACAGUAUUAUAUUUGAAGCACUGGCAUUAAAAAAUAAUUAGUUAUAAAAAUAAUUAUAAAAAUCUUCGAGGCAUUUAAAUAAGUGACGUCAUUACGCUAGAUGGCAGUACGUUAACAUAUGGGGAAAUAUGGCGGGGUUUUCGAAAGUUACGUGAUUCGUUAGGCCUAGCUGUAUUUGUGUGAGCUAGUGUUACACCCGGACAGUCCGGGUGAACUAUUAAUUUUGUCCGGGAAUUUCGUAGAUAUUGUGAAAUUACGAUGAAACAGAGUUCUUGCAAAUAUUUCUACAAAUUUACACUAUUUUAACAGCGAAAGAACUCAGACUCACUGAAACUCAUUUACAAUUCUGCCAUGUUAGUCUGUUUACCCCGAUAUGUAGCAUACAACCUGUCGCUCUUUUAUUUUUGUUUGCGUGUACUGUUUGAUCGUACACGUCUCAGAACUAAGUUAUCUUUACCUGUUCUUUCUUAAUUUAGAUUACCUGUGUUACUCCUAUGCAAGUCCCUAGUCACUAACUGUAAUUGAUUUAGAACCAGUAUGCACGUUAUUCUUUGCAUUGUAAAAUGACAUUGCGCAUGUGUCAGGAACUUCUGUUUGAACAAACCUGACCUGUCGUCCGGGCCAGCAAUUUUGAAAAGGUGGCAACAGUAGUGUGAGUGAAGAUUAUGCCUACUCGGAAAUGAAAACCUUGGCCGAUCUUCAAGGAAAAUUAAACUGGUAAGACUGUCUAUAGUGCUCUGAAGUGGAAAAAUGAAUCAGAGAAUGUACUGCUCUUUUGGCAAAAUUAAACUGGAUGUUCUUGCCCUUCGAACCUCUUCUAUUACUAUUAAAUGGGACUUAUCCUGACACUAAACAUUUCUUAAAGAACAUUAGGGGCGCGUUUGGAAAUUGUAACCGACCGGUUACAAUUUCCAAACGCAUCCAAGUGCUUACAAUAGUGCCUUCCAAAUGACAAGUUUUGGUGCCACUGAAAUACUUGAAAGAAAUUUCAUGCCAACAUUCAAAAUUCAAGGACAGAUAUAUCAUUUAUAGCAUACCAUUAAUCCCGACAAACUACUCAUUCAAAUUUAAAUGCCUACAAUUUCCAGUUGGUCUAUGCUUUGUAAUAACCAUUAACAAGUCAUGAGGCCAAAGCCUUAGAAUUGCAAAACUUGACCUUGGAUGCAAUUGCUUUUCAUGUGGCCAACUCUACAUUGUGUGCUCACAUGUUAUUAGCUGCAAAUCUCUAUUCAUUUGUGUCCCUAAUAAUAAAACACAAAAUGUUGCAUAUCAGGAGGUUAUUCGAUAAGUUUAUCUAGAAAAUAUUCCACAUCUUUAAUUAAUAGGUAUAUUAUGAAUCUGUAACAAACAAUUCUCUGCAGAUAUAUUCUUUAGGUAAGUAAAUAUAAUUUCACAAAAUAAGUAUCUCCCAUCAACGAUGGGUAACACAACUAGUAAUCAAUAAAAUUUGUAUGAUUUAUUUAAGGAUUUUUAGGAAAAUAAUACUUUUCGUAAUCAGAUUUUGAUGUAAACUGAAUUAGUUUCAGAUAUAUCAAACAUGAAAUCAAUCGAUAUUAAUCUUGAUCAAUUUCAGUUUAUACAAUAAUUAAAAUUUUGAUAUGGUUAUCCACGUAAAAAUUUUAUCAGAGUUAAAUAAACUUUAACAAAUUGCAAAGCAAAACCUCAAGAAUCCAAGCAUCAUGAGAGACAGCCAGAUGACCAACACUUUAUCCUACUGCUUUGGAAUCCCUAUCUCUCUCUCUCCAUCCUGUGGGCACUGAGGGUCUCUCUGGAAAGCCCAUUAUGGGUUGGCCAGGCCUACAAUGGAACAGCUGGGUGUUGAGGAACGAGGCUAGACAUAUCCGCACAGACCACUUCAAGAUCCCUGCUGUCUUUUUUGAUCCGUCCUGAUUCAAUUCUGGGUCCUACAGCAUGGUAGUCUGCCACCUCAACCGCUCAAAAUCCAGCCCCUUUGUGGAAUCUGGUAGAGAGUCCUGUGAAUAGUCACAGGAAUUUUAUGGGCUAUCUCUCCUGGAUGUGUUUCCGUCUUGUCACCUGGCUGCCUGUCACAACCACAAUGUUAUUGUGUGACACUCCACUUGUCACUGUAAUUUAAGUACUGUACAUUUAAUAAAUUUUUUGUGUGUCAAGUAAA